AUGCCAAAUUACAUUUUCUGGCCAUACGAAUCCUUGUUCGAGAAUUCCGCAGCUCAAGGACCUCAGGUAGCUUUGGCAAUUUCAUUUGAGAAGACGCAUUUUGUUGUCUUAGGUGUUUGCGAACCUCAGUAUUUAGAAGAAGUAAGCAUACGGCCCCCUUAUUCAGUGGUAGCUACUAAGAACAAUGGAGCGGAGGGUUGGAACUACAAAGUUGCUGAUCCCUGUAAUGUCCAUUUUAGAAUACCCAAGCUGAAAUUUAUGCAAUUCUAUUCUUCUGAUCCCAUCUCGCUCAUCAUACCAGAAAAAGAAGUUGGUCUUCAUAGUAGUGUGGGUGAAACUCUGAACUAUUCUAAAUUAGAGCAACAUCCAAGAUACAAGAGAGAUAAUAAGAAAUUGAGUGAAACUUUGAACAUCAUUAAUCUAUUCCCCGCAUAUUGUAAAGCAUUAAAUGAGCUUUACCCGUUUAUUCAAACAUCACAGGAAAAUUUGAGGGGUACUAUGCUUAAUAGUGUCGCAGCUUGGUGUUCAUCUACUUGUAUUUAUAAAAUGGUCGCAAAAAUUGGUUUUUAUUUGACUUUUGUGAUCUGCUCUAUUGCUAGUCUCGUAUCCUCGUUAUUAAAUUAUUCGCACUUUCAGUUGGUAAAUUACUCGGCAUUUGUCCAGCAAAUCGAUCUUCGUUGUCAACAAAUUUGCUAUUUCCCAGUACAGUAUGAGCGUAUUAAUAAGAAGGAUAACAUACAGAAUGUUGGCUCUAUGGUGGAAAAAGAUAAUUCUAAUAGUCAAUUCUCACAUUCAUAUAUGCCUUCUAAAUUCUAUCCCGAUUAUAUUUUAUUGUAUAAUACAAUUUGGCUUAUUAUUAAUGACAUUUCAUUUGGUUUAAUAUUGGGGGCCAUACUUAUUGAGAAUCGAGAUUUCUUGGUGUCGGCAUCCCAUAGAGUAUUGAAGUUUUUUUUAUAUGAUUCAUUAAAAACAAUAACUGAAACGUUAGCAAAUAACCCCCUUGGCAUCAAAUUAAAUGCAGAACUUGCGAACUUUUUGAGCGAAUUAUUUCUUUGGGUGAUAGAAUUUUCUUAUACCACAUUCAUAAAAAGACUCAUUGAUCCGAAAACCCUAUCAUCUUUGCUCACGUUAACGAUAUAUAUGAUGUUUCUCGUUGGCUUUUCUUUUGCUGUUUCCCUAGCGAUUGAUUUUUUUGCAAUUUUAAGUUUUCCAAUAUAUGUUUUUUAUCGUAUCAGCAGUAAACUGUACCAUUGUCAGUUGAAUAUUAUGGCUAGUCUUUUUAACCUGUUCUGCGGUAAAAAGAGGAACGUUUUACGAAAUAGGAUUGACCAUAACUAUUUUCAACUAGAUCAAUUGCUAUUGGGAACAUUAUUAUUUAUUAUUCUAGUGUUCUUGACUCCCACAGUGAUGGCAUUCUAUAUGUCAUACACAGUUUUGAGAAUGCUAACAAUAACUAUCGAAAUAUUCUCGGAAGCUGUCAUUGCACUCAUUAACCAUUUUCCAUUGUUCGCAUUAUUACUUAGGUUAAAAGAUCCUAAACGUCUACCCGGUGGCAUUUCAAUUGAGCUCAAAACCACGGUUUCUAACAAGCAUACAACCUUAGAACUUCAAAACAAUCCUAUUAAAUUCAAGAGUAUGUUCAGACCAUACAAUCUAUUGUUGUCGCAAAUGAGGACAAAUUAUUUCUCGUUUGCUACUGUACGAAAGAUUGUCCGAGGGGAGUCUAUAAUGGUCAAUAGAAAUAAGCUGUACUAUGUUCUUUAUUCUUCACUGCCUAGUAAGCCAUUGAGUGUAAAGGAUUUAUACAAAAGGCUGACUAUUCAGGCAUAA
Messenger RNA from Saccharomyces cerevisiae S288C, 1830 nucleotides. RefSeq names its product phosphatidylinositol N-acetylglucosaminyltransferase (gene GPI1). Gene Ontology annotation, molecular function: phosphatidylinositol N-acetylglucosaminyltransferase activity. The transcript has a single exon. Gene Ontology annotation, cellular component: membrane. The coding region runs from base 1 to 1830 and encodes 609 amino acids. The record is from RefSeq and is marked reviewed. Lineage: Eukaryota; Fungi; Ascomycota; Saccharomycetes; Saccharomycetales; Saccharomycetaceae. Gene Ontology annotation, biological process: GPI anchor biosynthetic process.